Molecule: messenger RNA, 1362 nt
Organism: Rhodamnia argentea
Lineage: Eukaryota; Viridiplantae; Streptophyta; Magnoliopsida; Myrtales; Myrtaceae
Exons: 1
Coding region: 1-1362 (453 amino acids)
Biological process (GO): positive regulation of transcription by RNA polymerase II
Molecular function (GO): protein dimerization activity; RNA polymerase II cis-regulatory region sequence-specific DNA binding; DNA-binding transcription factor activity, RNA polymerase II-specific
Source: RefSeq, a predicted model, not a curated record
AUGGCAAGAAAGAAGGUAAAGCUUGCUUUCAUUGAAAAUGAGAGUGCCAGAAAAUCUAGCCUCAAGAAAAGGAGGCAAGGUUUGAUGAAAAAAGUGAGCGAGCUGAGCAUUCUAUGCGGUGUGGAAGCGUGUGCCGUCGUCUUUUCUCCAGAUGAAAACGAGCCUGCCUUUUGGCCGGAGUCUCGAGCAGACGUGGAGCGAAUCCUUACGCGUUACCUGAGCAUCCCUGAAAUUGAGAGAAGCAGGAAGAUGGUGAAUCAAGAAAUUUACAUCAGGGAGAGGAUCAACAAGCUCACCGAGCAACACAAAAGGCUUACGCGGAAGAACAACGACUUGGAGAGUCACCAUCUCAUGCAGCAACUUUAUCUGUACAACAAAACCAUGAGUGAACUUGCAUCGACUGAGAUGCAAGGUUUAUUCUCCUUUACGGAAGAGAAAGUUGCAGAAGUCGAAAGAAGGAUGGAGUAUAUCCAGCAAAGGGAUGGUGCACCCGAAUCAGGAGGUGCUCCGUUGGCAGUCGAAGGCCCGGUGGAGGAGGAGGAGACAAGCCAAAAUGCCAAUGUCGGCGACGUUGGCGGCGAUGGCAGUGGCGGGGUUGGUGAUGCUGCUUCAUGGGAUGAAUGGUUCUCAGAUAUGAUGAAGCAAAGUGGAAAUGUUGCUGGCAGCAGCGCCGGCAAAAGAGACACCUCAUAUCCUUCGGCAUAUUCCACCGGUGGUGCUGGUACGUCUAGCCAUGAAGUUGCCAUAAGCUUGCCGCAAGAAAAUGUUGGAGUUGAAAGUGGCAACCUAGGGCAUGGUGGAGGCCCUGUCUAUGGUGGGGACAAUUAUCCUAUGAUGCCAUACCAAGGAUAUGUCAGGGACAUGAGUAGUGGACUUCCCGUAGGUGUUGCUCCUGGGGCUGUUCCAGGUAGCAGCACUGGCGGUGCAUAUGGAUCUGCAAUGGGGCCACCCUAUCAAUGGGAGUUUGGCGGAAGCAGCAGUGAAUAUGGUGCAGUGUAUCCUCAUGGAGGCAUAUCUAGGAGCAACAGCAGCAUUUUAAAUGCUGCAAUGCAACCACAGGAGAAUCCUGGAGGCAUGAAUACUGGCCAGGGGACGGUGCUUCCUGUAGCAACCGGUGGCAGUUCUGCGAUGGGAGGGUAUCAGAGGAAUGAUACAGUUGGCGUACCAGCGCCGGUACCCCCUCCUGGAAAUGUUAACACUGGCAAUGCCGAGGAUGGCUCCGGUGUGAAUCAAGGAACGGCUGGUGCUCAUUCUCAAGGAGGAAGCCGUGGUGGAUCCGGUGUGGUGGUGCCUCCAGGGAACACCGAAAACGAGCCUCGGAAUGCUGGAGCUGAUGCUGGUGGGAGCAGUGGAAACAACUAG